GUGGGCUUUCCAAAACGACACCAACGAACCCUGGGCGCUGGUCGCGAAAGGCUGCUCGGCGAUACCGAUUCUUUGGCUGCUUCUGUUGAGCCUGCGGCUGUGUUCGGCCGGCGCUGACUUGACAUCCAAAUGCCAGAACAUACCAGCAUUUGUGAACCAGUUGCAAUCAAACGAGCCUUUGAACGAAGACCGGCAAUACCUUGUCCGAUACAUUGACGACAGUUCUGCCGGUUUCGUCAUCAAAGAUGUCAAACUGACGAGAGAAAUCUUCCUGAAGGAAAUGAUCCUUUUCGCAGGCACCGCAUCUGCACUCAUAACACUGAUGUCGCGAAUUUACAUUUAG
Symbiodinium necroappetens is the source of this 343-nucleotide messenger RNA. NCBI's taxonomy places the organism in Eukaryota, Dinophyceae, Suessiales, Symbiodiniaceae. The record is from the annotation of a GenBank genome assembly.